AUGAUACUUCUAAUUAUAUUCACGCUUCUCCUUGUAUGGCUGUUUGGUCGACAAUUCCAAAAGGCUUCAAGACUCCCGCCGGGACCUUUUGCUCUUCCCCUCAUCGGAAAUGUUCCCCAAAUUUUGUACUACGCCUGGAAGACUGGCGGCAUCGUUCCAAUGCUAUCCCAAUUUAGAAAGAAGUAUGGCAAUGUGUUCACCGUGUGGCUCGGCCCGCUGCCCACCGUCAGCAUCGCCGACUUCGACGUUGCCCAUGAGGUCAUGGUCAAAAAUGGCGGCAAGUAUGUUGAUAAAUUGCUUCCACCAAUUGCGAAGGAUAUAAAUAAAGGUGAUGGAAUCGCUUUCACGAAUGGCGAAGCAUGGAGCGAGCAGCGACGAUUCGCUCUUCAGGUGUUCCGAAACUUGGGAAUGGGCAAAAAUGAGUUUGAGAGUUGGGUUCUCGAUGAACUGGAUUUUAGAUUUUCGGCGUUGGAAGAGAAAUCCGAAAAUCGGGUGCUUGUCAUGAACAACUCCGAGUUGUUCGAUGUGACCGUCGGCAGCAUUAUCAACCGAAUGUUGUUCAGCUGGCGAUUUGCCAAGGAUCCUCAUGAUUUCUACGAGCUCAAGGAGAAACUCGACCAUUUUUUGAACACCAGCAGCCCGCUUGAUAUGAUUAUUCCGACAUGGCUGCUAAAAGUGCUGUUCAAGAAGCACUAUGAGUUUUCGAUUCAAGUCACCGAAGACGUCACCGAAUUUGUCGCGAAGGAGGCAAUUGAAAGGUUGAGGAAUGCGCGAAGCGGCAUUCUGGAAUUGACAAAGAACAACGCCAAGGAUUUCACCGACAACUACAUUCUUGAAAUUCUCGAGAAUGAGAAGAAUGGAGGCAAGGGGACGUUCACCGAAGAAAACUUGAAGCAGAUGCUUCUUGACCUUUGGCAAACUGGCCAGGAAACCACCACGUUGACAUUGAAUUCGGGAUUCGUCAAUCUCAUGAAGCAUCCAGAGGUUGUCGACAGACUGCGGAAGGAGCUGAUGGAGGUCACUGAUCAGGGCUCUAGGCCGCUAUCAUUGAAGGAUCGCCUGAAGACGCCUUACUACAACGCAGUGCUCAACGAGAUUCAGAGACAUGCUUCGAUUCUCAACGCGAGUUUUUGGAAAAUGAAUCAUGAAUACACAAACGUCGGUGGAUAUCCUCUGGAUGCUGGAACUGUAAUUACAGUGCAGCUCAGCGCCCUUCACACCAAUGACGAGCUCUUCAAGGAUCAUGAGAAGUUCAAUCCGGAUCGAUUCCUCGAGGAUGCCACACUCGGCAACAAGGUGAUCCCAUUCGGAAUCGGAAAGCGAUCAUGCCUUGGCGAAGGAAUGGCGAAAGCAGAGCUUUAUCUAAUAAUUGGCAACAUUUUCCUUCGCUACGACGUCCAACCGCAUGGAGAAUUCCCGACAAGCAUCGAUAUGGCGCCAUAUUCAUUCGCCAAAAUCUCGCCAAAAAUCAGCCUCGAAUUUCGCAAACUGUGUGCACAUUGA
Molecule: messenger RNA, 1503 nt
Organism: Caenorhabditis bovis
Lineage: Eukaryota; Metazoa; Nematoda; Chromadorea; Rhabditida; Rhabditidae
Source: the annotation of a GenBank genome assembly